This is a messenger RNA of Drosophila willistoni, 851 nucleotides long. It is a transcript of the gene Fbp2, whose product is annotated as fat body protein 2. Gene Ontology annotation, molecular function: alcohol dehydrogenase (NAD+) activity. Gene Ontology annotation, cellular component: cytoplasm. The record is from RefSeq and is a predicted model, not a curated record. NCBI's taxonomy places the organism in Eukaryota, Metazoa, Arthropoda, Insecta, Diptera, Drosophilidae. The transcript is spliced from 2 exons. The coding region runs from base 46 to 816 and encodes 256 amino acids.
ACGUGGAGUUCAUACAUAUAUUAGAAAUCACAGCAUCACUCAAUCAUGUACGACUGGACGGGUAAGAAUGUGGUCUAUGCUGGGAGCUUCACUGGCAUUGGAUGGCAGAUGAUGAUGCAAUUGAUGCAGCACAAAAUCAAAAUGAUGGGCAUAAUGCAUCGCAUGGAGAAUAUGGAAAUGAUGAAGAAGCUUCAGGCCGAGAAUCCCAGCGUGAAGGUUGUCUUCAUGCAGAUGGAUCUCAUGAAUAAGGUAUCCAUCGAGCAGACAAUGAAGAAAAUGGGUCAGAUGAUGGGCCACAUUGAUGUCCUAAUUAAUGGCGAGGAUGUUCUUCUCGAUAAGGAUAUAGAAACCACAAUGGGCAUGAAUUUGACUGGCAUGAUGCAAAUGACAAUGAUGGCGAUGCCUUAUAUGGACAAAACCCAAAUGGGCAUGGGUGGCAUGGUGAUCAAUAUGUCCUCUGUCUAUGGACUGGAACCGGCUCCAACAUUCGCCGUCUAUGCUGCAGCCAAACAUGGUGUUCUUGGCUUCACACGCUCCAUGGGUGAUAAGCUUAUCUAUCAGAAAACUGGUGUCAUGUUCAUGGCCAUGUGUCCGGGUCUGACCAACACCGAAAUGAUGAUGAAUCUCAGAGAGAACGUAACCUGGCAUCAUUCCGAAUCAAUGGUCGAGGCCAUUGAGAGUGCCAAACGCCAAAUGCCUGAAGAGGCAGCCAUGCAAAUGAUUAAGGCCAUGGAAAUGAUGAAAAAUGGCAGCAUGUGGAUUGUCAAUAUGGGUCAAUUGAAGGAAGUGAUGCCCACGAUGCAUUGGCAGAUGUAGAAAACUAACUAAAUAAACUAAAAACUGAGAGCAUA